CAAGAAACCAGCGCGUCCUCCGAUCCCACUGCGCACGGCGCGCCACCGCCCACCGCCACCCCUGUCCACCUGCCCCCGUCUCUCUCGGUCGCCGGCGACGAUGACGCGCCCGCGCGCCGCGGCGGCAUCCUUCGUGCUCGUCCUCCUCGCCUCCGCCGCCGUGUCCCUGACCACGGCCACGGCCGGCAGCGGCAGGGAGGGCAAGCACGGCCAGCGGCAGCAGGCCAGCGUGUACAUGGUGAUGGUGAAGCCCCCCGCCCAGGGCGUCGACUGCGAGGCCUACCAGAUGGGCAUCCUCGCCGCCGCGCUCGGCAGCGAGGCGAGAGCCAAGGCGGCGCUGGUCUACAGCUACAAGGCCGUCGUCAGCGGGUUCGCCGCCAAGCUCACGCCGGCGCAGGCCGCCGCGUUGCAGAAGCAUCCUGACGUUCUCCAGGCGCUGCCAGACGUGAAGUACACCCUUCAGACCGACAGCAACCACCUCAACUGAGUGCUUUUCAGCCCUUCAAAAAAGACACAUAGUUCAGUUCAGUACUGUGUUCUGCUUCACCAAGUAUAUUACCUCGUAAUAUUACGCGCGCGUGUAAGCGUGGGCACAACCUAGGUGUCUGACAGUAGAACAAGCUAGUUUACACCACCAGAGAAUUUGGUGUCAUUGUUAUACGAUGUUCA
Messenger RNA from Panicum virgatum (switchgrass), 669 nucleotides. Its product is annotated as subtilisin-like protease 3. Lineage: Eukaryota; Viridiplantae; Streptophyta; Magnoliopsida; Poales; Poaceae. The record is from RefSeq and is a predicted model, not a curated record. The coding region runs from base 101 to 487 and encodes 128 amino acids. The transcript has 3 exons.